AUGGAUGAUGCUUCACGGAGAGGCAAGUUGGACAAGGCCUUAAGCAAUAUUUGGAGCGGCCCGGCUCGCACUGGGGAGCUUGCUGGCGAAGCAGUUCAGGAGGAGCUCCCAGCGAGUGCAACUCCAAAAGAUCAGGCCCUUCACCUCCUGCUGGCUGCGUUGGGACAAUUGGAGCGGGAGCCGCCACAGCAAAAGGAUGCCCAAAAGGAUGCAAAAGAAGCCUUAGCCAUCUUCCGGGACUUGCAAGAAGCGGAAUGCGAAGCAACUGCAUUGCUGGCUGUCAGCAGAAGCAGCAUUGAGCUGGAUGUGCAUGCAGCCUCGCAGGCAGCGGUUCAGGCACUGAAGGUCUUCAGAGAUCUGGGCCACGUGAAGGGUGAGAUUGCUGCCUUGCAUUGCCUGGCCAAAGUGGAUCAGGCCACCAAAAGCUUUGAUGAUGCGAGCUACAAAGCCAGCGAGGCUUUGAAGAGGGCACGGAAAAUCGAGGAUCUCUCCAGAGAAAUGGCUCUUUGUGAGACCGUCUUGGAGGUGAAUAUCGCCCAGGACAAUCCGAAGAAGGCGGAGGAUGCAGCAAAGGAGGGAGGCGUGAUUUCCAAACUCUUGGAGAGCCAGACGCUGCUCGCCAAAGCAAAGUGCUGGACAGCCCGAGCACAUGGGGCUUCUGAGGAGCGGAAGAUGACCGGCAUCAAAGCAGCUGAGGAGGCGUUGGAACUCUAUCGAAGCCUCGGUCAGAAGGAUGGAGAAGUGGAGGCAUUGGAAGCCUUAGCAGCAGCGACCAAGGAGGAUUUUAGCGAUGUGUUGAGUAAGAGCCAAUCCCUGGCGGACAAGUUUGCAGAGAGUGGAGACAAGAAGGAAGAGGUGCGCGCUUUGCUGAUAGCUGCAUCCUGCAGAGAAGCCACAGACAGGGAGAAGGCAUUCAAACUGCUUCAACGUGGCCUCAACGCGGCGAAAGAAGCCGAACGACCUCUCCAGGGUCAGGUGCUGCUUCGAAUCGCACGCCUCCACAUGGACCGCGAGGAGCCCAGUGAAGCGCUGCGAGCAGCAACACAGGCCGGAAGCAUCUUCCGAAAUGAACCAUAUCCCACGAAGAAGAUUCGGAUCAGCGAGAUUGAAUGCAUUGAGAUCCAGAUGGAUGCGCAUGUGAUGCUAGGUGCCAUGGACGAGGCCUUCCGAGUGGGUGUGGAGCAGGGGCGGCGCUUCAAGGGCCUCCAAGAACGACAAGGAGAAGGGAUGGUCCUCUUGAAACUGGUGUCACUUCAUCAAAUGCGACUGGAGGAUGACAAAGCUCUCAAGUUGCUGGAGUACGUCCCAAUGCUUUUCAGCUCGGCCGGCGAUCGUCAGCUUGAGGGUUUGGCUUGGGAGCGGAUGGCCAACUGCUACUUGGAGGCGGGUGAUUCGGCCCAGGCAGUGAAGGCUAUGCAGCAUUGCGUGGGCUGCUUUCGGAAGGUGAAUAGUCGUUUGAUGCGAGCACGAGCUGCCUUGCUACAAGCAGAUGUGCAGACAGCUCUGGUCUCUAUCCAGCAGGGAAGCAGCCUGGAAGCCCUGGUCGCCGCCAAGGAAGCUACCAAGCUCUUGCAGACGGGGACUCAGGAACCCUGGCUGGCGCUAGCUGUGCAACUUUUGACGAAUGCACACUUGAUGAACCGCCAAGGGGAGGAGGCCUUGGAGCGAGCGCGGGAAAGCCAAGACUUAGCACAAAAGCAGAAGCAGAUCGGUGCAGAGGCGAUGUCCAAGCUGAUGGAGGCGGGUGCACACCUGUGCCUCGAGGACUUCGGCGAAAGUGCCCGAUGUGCGAAAGAGGCCAAGGAGCUCUUUAGCUCAGACCUCGAUGGGAACGGAGAAACUUCAGCCAAUGACUUCUUGACUUACAUCUUGAAGGCUGAAGCCAAGGAGGAGGACCCCAGCCUGUUCCGCGGCUUUGCGCUCCGGCGGCUGAGUGGGAGAGAGAUGCGGCAGAAGGAUGAAGCCAAGAAGAAAGAGACGCAGCAGCAGAAGAGGAAGUCAAAAGUCUCACACCAGUCGGACAUUAUCUUGUGGCAAUGUGAUGGCCGGAGCAAGCAGAAUGAAGACGGGCGAUCGAUUAUGACAUAUUUUGAAGGCUUCGAGGUUCGUGCAGGAGUUGGACGACAACAACAGCAGCCUCUGAAGACUGCGGAACAGGUCCGGCAGGGCGAGGCCCCUGCGGAGUACUCCAAAGAUUUUAAGGAGACCGUGAAGGAGCAAGGAUAUCCCGACCGUGAGCCGGCUGUUUUCGCUGUGCGCUGGGUGCAGGCCGAGAACGCUAAGGAGCCGGUGAAGAGCCGGCGGGAGCUCCGGCGAAAGGAGGAUACCCGCGUGGUCUCCGUGGCUUCCUUGGAUGCGCCCUCCGAGCGUUGUGGUCGUUACGCCAAGUCCGAUCGCUUGGAGGCCCCAGGUGAACGGCACGGCUACAGGAUCUUCUGA
This is a messenger RNA of Durusdinium trenchii, 2439 nucleotides long. NCBI's taxonomy places the organism in Eukaryota, Dinophyceae, Suessiales, Symbiodiniaceae. The record is from the annotation of a GenBank genome assembly.